AUGAAAAUUGCUCUGAGCUGUUUCUUGCUGCUUCUCUUGCUUCCUAAUUCGACAUUGCUCGUAUCUGCUCUGAGCUUGGAUGGCGCAGCGCUCUUGUCGCUCCUUAGGCACUGGGAUAAGGUUCCUUCAUCCAUCAAUUUAAGUUGGAACGCUUCUGAUUCCACUCCUUGUUCGUGGAUUGGAGUGCACUGUAACAACCAUGACGUCGUGGUUGCUUUCAACUUGUCGGGGUUCGGAAUUUCAGGUCAAUUGGGGCCAGAAAUUGCAUACAUAAAGCACCUGAAAUCUGUUGAUUUGAGCUACAACAGUUUCUCUGGUUCAAUUCCGAAGGAGCUCGGCGACUGUAGUCUUCUUCAGUCGGUGGAGCUAUCAUACAACAGCUUUGCUGGAAGGAUUCCAGAAAGUUUUGGGGAUUUACCAAAGCUCGAGUACUUGAGUCUCUGGGGAAAUUCUCUUGGGGGUGAAAUUCCUGAAUCAUUGUUUCGAGCUCCAAUAUUGAGCACAAUUUAUCUCAACAACAACAAUCUCAAUGGCUCAAUUCCAUCCAGCAUUGGGAACGCGACUCGCCUGGAAUUUUUGUUUCUGUACAACAAUCAGCUAUCGGGAACUGUUCCGUCCACCAUCGGAAACUGCAGUUCGUUGCAAGAACUUUACCUGAACAACAAUUUCUUACAAGGUACAUUACCAGACAGCCUGAACAAUCUCGAGGAGCUUGUUUAUUUGUACGUCAAUGAUAACAAUCUGACUGGGAGGAUUCCUUCGGGUUUGGGUAAUUGCCGAGAGUUGCUCUAUCUCAUCUUAUCCGACAAUCAAUUCACCGGCGGUAUUCCACCGGAAUUGGGAAACUGCAGUAGCUUAACUAACCUCGCUGCUGUUAAUUGUGGAUUGAGUGGUGAAAUCCCUGCUUCUCUAGGGAAGCUCGCUAACCUAAACCUUCUAUACCUUUCUGAGAAUCAUCUGUCUGGAACAAUCCCACCGGAGUUGGGAAAUUGCAGGGCUUUGAUUGAUCUGGAGAUUUAUGAUAACCAGCUGGAGGGUGAGAUUCCAAGUGAAUUAGGGUUCCUCACGCAGCUGCAGAUCCUCAUGCUUUUUACCAACCAUUUGAGUGGAGAAAUCCCUGUAAGCAUAUGGAAGAUUCAGAGUCUUCAACAUGUUAUUGUUUAUCAGAACAAUCUUGUUGGUGAGCUACCCAAUGAAAUUACAGAGCUAAAGCAAUUAAGAAACAUUUCCUUGUUUGAAAAUGGAUUUACAGGGGUGAUACCUCAAGGAUUGGGCAUAAACAGUAGCCUAAUGUUGUUGGAUUUGACGAGAAACAAGUUUAGUGGCCCCCUACCUUCAACCCUUUGCUUCAGAAAACAAAUGUGCAGGUUGCUCUUGGGCUACAAUCAAUUUCAAGGAAGCAUUCCUUCUGAUAUAGGGAGUUGCUCUUCUUUGACAAGAUUGAUUCUUAGACAGAAUAAUUUAUCAGGUAACCUUCCAGAAUUUACAGAAAAUCCAAACCUUUUGUUCAUGGACCUUAGCAGCAACAGCAUUAGUGGAUCGAUUCCGCCAAGCUUAGGAAAGCUCUCUAACAUUACCUUUGUAGACUUGUCCCUCAAUAAGUUCACUGGUCAUAUACCUUAUGAGAUGGGAAAUCUAGCAUAUCUUGAGUCCUUGAAUCUGUCAAGCAAUGGUCUGGAAGGCGUGCUGCCGGCAAAUUUAUCACGGUGUUACAGAUUGUUGAAGCUUGAUGUGAGUCACAAUUUAUUAAAUGGCGAAAUCCCAUCCAGCUUGAGAAGCUUGAUGGAGUUGUCGGAUUUGGAUCUUAGCGGAAACCACUUUGGAGGAGGUGUCCCUAGACAUUUGUUUCAGCUUGGAAAGCUCUCAUCUUUGAAUCUUGGUGGAAAUCAGUUUGGAGGAUCUAUACCUCCUUCAAUAGGGCUUGAAGCCGAAGCGCAGAGUCUGAGAUCGUUGAACCUCAGCAAUAAUAGGCUGACUGGUCAUGUUCCAUCUGAAGUCAAGAAUCUAAAAUUGCUGGAGCAGAUUGACAUAUGCUGCAACAAUCUAUCAGGGAAUUUGGAAGCCUUUGGCGAGCUCCGAGCAUUAACUAAGGUCAAUGUUUCUUUCAAUGCUUUUGCUGGUCCUGUGCCAGCAGCCCUAAUGAAAUUUGUAAGGUUGAAUCCUUCAUCCUUCGUUGGAAACGGAGACCUGUGCAUCAAUUGUCGUUCAUCAGGCGAGGCAAUGUGUCAGGGCAACAACACCUUCAAGCUCUGUAAUCAGACACCCGGAAAAAGAGGCCUCAAACACAUAAUCGUUGCAGUAGUUGUCUGUGGAUCUUUCCUUGCAGUUGUUAUUCUGGGGUUGGGAAUUUGUUACUUCUUUUCAAGGUGGAAAAGCCACGAGCAGAAGAACAUGUUAGUCUCCGUGGAGGAAGGCACAUCUUCGCUGCUCAACCAAGUUAUUGAAGCGACUGAGAACUUAAAUGAUCGGUACAUCAUUGGGAGGGGAGCUCAUGGGGUAGUAUACAAAGUGACAUUGGAGCCAAGUAAAGUUUAUGCUCUGAAGAAGCUUGACUUUUUCGGGUACGAUGGAGGAAGGACGAGUUUGGUCCGAGAAAUACAGACCAUUGGCAAGGUUAGGCAUCGGAAUUUGAUUAAACUGGAGGACUUUUGGUUGAGAAAGGAGCAUGGUCUAAUUCUGUACAACUACAUGCCGAAUGGAAGCCUUCAUGAUGUUCUACACAAGACACGUCCUCCACCUCUCCUCGAAUGGGACGUGAGGUUCAAAAUUGUGCUGGGGACUGCAGAGGGACUAUCAUAUCUCCAUUUCGACUGCGACCCUGUGAUCAUCCACCGCGACAUCAAGCCAAUGAACAUAUUACUGGAUUCAGAAAUGGAGCCUCACAUUUCAGAUUUCGGAAUCGCCAAGCUCCUGGAUGAGUCCGCCGUUUCUUCAGUAACACAAUCCAGUAGGGUUCAUGGCACCAUUGGGUACAUGGCUCCAGAGAAGGCAUUUUCUACGAGAAGCAGCAAGGAGAGCGAUGUGUAUGCUUAUGGAGUAGUUGUGUUGGAAGUGAUGACGAGAAAAUCAUUGUGUGAUCCAUUGUUUGGGGGUUCAGUGGAUAUGGUGGAGUGGGUUAGAUCUGUGUGGCAGGAAACUGAGGACAUUGAGGCGAUUGUGGAUUCAAAGCUUGUGGAUGAAUUUAUAGAUUCGAGCUGCAGCAGCAGCAUCAAGGAGCAAGCCAAGGACGUUGUAGUGUUGGCAUUGUGGUGCACUGAAAAGGACCCCACCAGAAGGCCAUCCAUGAGAGAUGUUGUGAAUCGACUUAGACAGACACAGGCCAGAGCUCGAACCAGAGGCAAAUAAUUAAGCAUGCACCACCAAACUCACUAAUUUUGGUCAUCAUCAUCGUCGGGUAAAAUUACAUUAGAUAAGUUGACAGGUUAGAUCAAGAAAAUGUCAGCAGGUUGUAAACAGUAAAAGCUGUACCAGGUAAGCUGAAGCUGUAGUGAUUUUUUUUUUUUUGAAUGACGGAAGGAAGUAAUUAUUUUUAUAGUAUGAAGUUAAUAUGAUUAAUUUUAAAAAUAAAAAUAAAAUCAAAUGCCAGGCCGGCAAAUGAAUCAGGUCAUUGCCUUUAGUACAGGUUCGAGCCAGUUAUAAACCGAUUAAAAAGUAU
Messenger RNA from Andrographis paniculata, 3655 nucleotides. RefSeq names its product receptor-like protein kinase. Gene Ontology annotation, cellular component: plasma membrane. The coding region runs from base 1 to 3345 and encodes 1114 amino acids. Gene Ontology annotation, molecular function: protein binding; protein kinase activity; ATP binding. The transcript has 2 exons. Lineage: Eukaryota; Viridiplantae; Streptophyta; Magnoliopsida; Lamiales; Acanthaceae. The record is from RefSeq and is a predicted model, not a curated record. Gene Ontology annotation, biological process: protein phosphorylation; hormone-mediated signaling pathway.